AUGAUAGAACCUCAAAUGACGGCUGAAGAAGCCCUCGAAGAAAUUACAAAAGGUUUUGAUAGAGAAAAGGCUGAAAAGAUGAAGGCCUUUUUUGAACCAUAUAUCCAUCGAAAGAAAUCAACUCCCACAUUCAAGACCGAACAAGAACUUAAGGCUCUAUACCAAAGUGUAGGAGGUGACAAUUGGAGUGAAGAAAACAAUACACAGAUGAUGAAUAAUUAA
Messenger RNA from Cavenderia fasciculata, 222 nucleotides. RefSeq lists its product as uncharacterized. NCBI's taxonomy places the organism in Eukaryota, Evosea, Eumycetozoa, Acytosteliales, Cavenderiaceae. The transcript has 2 exons. Bases 1 to 222 code for a protein of 73 amino acids. The record is from RefSeq and is a predicted model, not a curated record.